GGUCGCCGUGGCCAGCAGCGGCUGCGAUGCGAUGCGAGCCUGUGUUGACAGCGGAGAAAGCAGUGUAAUCCGGUCCCGCCACCGCAGCCGCCUCCACCUCUCUUCCCGGCGCCAAUGGCCGCGUCGUGAAGCGCAGCAGCAGCAGCAGCAGCGGAGACAGCGGCAGAAGCUUUGCCUAAGGUUGGGAUCCUCCCUAUUCGCGCGCGUCUUUGAUUUGGCGCGUAAAGUUGUAAUCCGUACUCCGGAUGGCCGGCUCAAUCGCCGCCUCGGCGUUCUUGCCGGGGUCGCCGGCGGCCGCGCCGCCCAAGAGCGUCCUGGGCGAGCGCCCGGACAGCCUGGACGUCCGCGGCAUCGCCGCGAAGCCGGGCUCCUCGUCGUCGGCCGCCGCCCUGAGGGCCGGCAAGACGCGCACCCACGCCGCCAUCCCCAAGGUGAACGGCGGCAGUUCGGCGCUGGCGGAUCCGGAGCACGACACGAUGUCCUCCUCCUCCUCCUCCGCGGCGCCGAGGACGUUCUACAACCAGCUCCCCGACUGGAGCAUGCUCCUCGCAGCCAUCACGACCAUCUUCUUGGCCGCGGAGAAGCAGUGGACGCUGCUGGACUGGAAGCCGAAGCGGCCCGACAUGCUCACCGACACGUUCGGUUUCGGCAGGAUGAUACAUGAGGGGCUCAUGUUCAGGCAGAACUUCUCGAUUAGGUCCUAUGAGAUCGGGGCCGAUAGGACGGCGUCUAUAGAAACGCUGAUGAACCAUUUGCAGGAAACCGCACUGAAUCAUGUGAAGAGCGCUGGGCUGCUAGGAGAUGGUUUUGGCUCAACGCCAGAGAUGAGUAAACGAGACUUGUUCUGGGUUGUCAGCCAAAUGCAGGCAAUCGUUGAGCGUUAUCCGUGCUGGGGUGAUACUGUCGAAGUAGAUACAUGGGUUGGUGCUCAUGGUAAAAAUGGAAUGCGCAGAGACUGGCAUAUACGUGAUUCUGUAACAGGCCAUACAAUAUUGAAGGCUACAAGUAAAUGGGUUAUGAUGCACAAGCUUACAAGGAGGCUAGCAAGAAUUCCUGAUGAAGUACGUACUGAAAUAGAGCCAUACUUUUUUGAGCAUGCUUCUAUUGUAGAUGAAGACAACCAGAAACUUCCAAAACUGCCAGAUAUUGAAGGUGCUAAUGUAGCCAAAUAUGUCCGGACAGGCCUGACUCCACGAUGGGCCGACCUUGAUAUCAAUCAGCAUGUUAAUAACGUUAAAUACAUAGGGUGGAUCCUAGAGAGCGCACCAAUCUCCAUUCUGGAGAAACAUGAGCUGGCAAGUAUUGUCCUGGAUUACAAGAGGGAGUGUGGCCGAGACAGCGUGCUGCAAUCACACACUACCGUGUACACUGACUGCAACAAGCACUCUGGACAAACCACUUUGCACUGUGAGCAUUUGCUGAGCCUGGAAUCAGGACCUACCAUCGUCAAGGCCAGGACCAUGUGGAGGCCAAAAGGAACCAGGCCCCAAGAGAGUAUCAUUCCGUCUUCGUCGUGAAGCGCGUAAAAUCUUUCAUGUGUUGAUUUUGGUAGCAACAACUUGGUUAAACCAAGGACAAGUGGACAACAACUUGUGUUCUCUAUGGAAAGGCAAAACCUGGAUGAACAUAACGACGGGGACGUAAGUUAUUUACAGACAAAAUGUAUGGAUUUGGAGGAGUUCAAAAGAGGGGGGGGGGGGGGGGGGCAAGAUGGAGGUAAAAUGCAGAAAAGACAGAAGGCGUAUUGUGCAUGAUUUGUUGUUUCAGCUUUUCCUUCUAUUUUUCCUUUCCUUAGCAAAGAUAUUCAAUUACACAGAUGGGUGUUGUAAGUAUUGAAAUUGUAGCUACUGCUGUACAAUGGGAAGUGAAAUGCUUCUCAUGCAUGUUUCUGUCUGGGCUAUGUCUAUAUUAUGAGCCCUCGAAAGCAGAUUGCCUGGUCCGAAUUGUUUGAAAUUUUAAGUUUAUAUAUUGUAUUGAUUGAUAUUUAUUUUGAUUUUUGUAAGUUUCUUCU
Messenger RNA from Oryza sativa Japonica Group (Japanese rice), 2011 nucleotides. Its product is annotated as palmitoyl-acyl carrier protein thioesterase, chloroplastic. The record is from RefSeq and is a predicted model, not a curated record. Lineage: Eukaryota; Viridiplantae; Streptophyta; Magnoliopsida; Poales; Poaceae. Gene Ontology annotation, biological process: fatty acid biosynthetic process. Gene Ontology annotation, molecular function: fatty acyl-[ACP] hydrolase activity; acyl carrier activity.